Messenger RNA from Trematosphaeria pertusa, 789 nucleotides. RefSeq names its product glycoside hydrolase family 128 protein. Lineage: Eukaryota; Fungi; Ascomycota; Dothideomycetes; Pleosporales; Trematosphaeriaceae. The transcript is spliced from 3 exons. The record is from RefSeq and is a predicted model, not a curated record. Gene Ontology annotation, cellular component: fungal-type cell wall. Gene Ontology annotation, biological process: fungal-type cell wall polysaccharide metabolic process. Bases 1 to 789 code for a protein of 262 amino acids.
AUGGCUGCACGACCUUACGGGAAACUGGAGGAUGCCCCCGCAAACCGGCGGGGUAUCGCCUUCAACGAUGCCAGCCUCGUUCACCUCUUCAACACGCCCGGCUCGAAGACUACUUGGAAGUACAACUGGUGGUCCCUGGACAACGGAAACGGGCGAAAUGGCGGAACGGCGCACGAAUUCGUUCCCAUGCUACACUCGGAUCGCCCCGACCAUACGGGCCCGUGGGCCGCCGCUAUCGACCGCUGCGUCAAUGUGGGUCCCGCGUCCGCCCAGUUUCCUACCCACGUUCUCUCUUUCAACGAGCCGGACUUGUGCGGAGGUGGCGGUGCGUGCAUGCAAUCCACCAGGAAGGCCGUCGCAGCACACAAACAACACGUCGAUUCACUCCGCAAGUACGGCGACAGGAUCAAAAUCGGCUCACCUGCAGUCACCAACCAAGGCGCGCCGUGGGGUCUCACCUGGCUAAAAGUGUUCCUCCAGCAAUCCGACGGCUGCAAGAUAGACUUCAUCGCCAUCCACUGGUACGACGCCGCGUGGAACACCGAGUACUUCAAGCAGCACAUCCGCAACGCCCGCGCCGUCGCUAACGGCCGCCCCAUCUGGAUCACCGAGUUCGGUCCGCGGGGCUCGGAGGCGGAAGUCGAGGCUUUUCUCAAGGAGGUGCUGCCGUGGUUGGACAGCCAGGCGGAUGUGCAUCGGUAUGCUAUGCAGAUGGCUGCUCCGGGCUCGCUGGUCACCAGCGGCGGCAAUGGUCUUUCGGCUGUUGGGAACGUGUAUAACACUUACUAG